This is a messenger RNA of Agrilus planipennis (emerald ash borer), 1252 nucleotides long. RefSeq names its product polygalacturonase-like. Gene Ontology annotation, molecular function: polygalacturonase activity. The record is from RefSeq and is a predicted model, not a curated record. Lineage: Eukaryota; Metazoa; Arthropoda; Insecta; Coleoptera; Buprestidae. The coding region runs from base 70 to 1182 and encodes 370 amino acids. Gene Ontology annotation, biological process: pectin catabolic process. Gene Ontology annotation, cellular component: extracellular region. The transcript has a single exon.
GAAUCAAUUUACAUAAGCCUAUCUUAAUUGAAAUUUAUUUUCUAGAAGCCGAUUAUUACCAAAUUCAGAAUGAAACCUUACGAACUGAUUGUGAUUUGUAUUCUACUAGCGAGUACAUCUUGGGCAGCUGAAAAUUACGACGACAUACCGGCUGAUUGUACUCUAACUGGUAAUUCCUUGGAUCCUCUAGCUUCAAUAGUAUCCAAUUGUACAGAGAUUUUGGUAAAGGAUUUCGAAGUGCCUGCUGGUCGUAAUUUAACCAUAGAACCACAAGAUGGUACCACAAUAGUAUUUUCUGGACGCAUUACUGUUGGUUACAAAGAAAUGGAGGGGUUCCUUAUUAUAAUUAGGGGUAACAAUCUGACAGUUAUCGGAGCUCCAGGACAUAUUUUGGAUUGUGAUGGAGCUAGAUGGUGGGAUGGACUUGGUGGAGGGGGCGGGAAACUAAAACCAAGGUUCUUUAGGAUUCAAAGGGUCACCAAUUCAAUUUUUAAAGACCUAAAUAUUAAAAAUACGCCCACCCAGUGCUUCUCAAUUAAUGGCUGCGAGAAUGUGACCUUAACAAAUAUCACCAUAGAUGAUUCGGAUGGCGAUACACAAGGAGGUCACAACACUGAUGCUUUUGACACGUCAGCAUCAAAAAGGGUUACAAUAAUGAAUUCUCGUAUUUUUAAUCAAGAUGACUGCCUUGCUAUCAAUUCCGGAAGUGAUCACGUAUUCAUAAAUAACACUUGUUCAGGAACUCAUGGAAUUUCCAUUGGAUCUGUCAGAAACGCGGUUGUUGAAAACAUUUUUGUUAAGAAUUGUACCGUAGUAAACUCUGGUACUGGUGUACGCAUCAAGACAGUAUUCAACACUACCGGAAUUGUAAGAAAUAUUACGUAUGAAGAUAUUAUUCUAGAGAAUAUUAGAGAUUACGGUAUAACCAUCCGUGGAGAUUACGUAAAUAAUGGAGUAACUGGCCCUCCAUUACCAGGCUUUAACAUAUCUGACAUUACUCUCCGAAACAUUCAUGGUACUGUCCAAAGGCGUGGUACUAAUGUUAUCAUUCUGUUGGCAGAUGGAGUGGCAUCACAUUGGACGGUAGAAAAUAUUGAUGUUCAUGGAGGAGGAAGACGUCCUAACUGUACUGGAAUACCCAUUGACAGUGGAUUGAAAUGUGAGGAUUAUAAUGGAAAAUGAUGUUUUUAAAAUGUAUUUCAAUUAAUGUUACGUAUGUCCUUUCUAUGAAAAUAUAAGUAUAAUUGUCGUU